Molecule: messenger RNA, 1265 nt
Organism: Gordionus sp. m RMFG-2023
Lineage: Eukaryota; Metazoa; Nematomorpha; Gordioida; Chordodea; Parachordodidae
Exons: 4
Coding region: 13-1089 (358 amino acids)
Source: RefSeq, a predicted model, not a curated record
UUUAAUGUAAGAAUGGAUAUCCUGAACCCCGAAAAUAUGCCCGAAGAAAUUAAGGCCAUAUUUAUUUUGCCUGACCCCGAUCCUGAUCGGAAUUUUGUGGAUAACACGAGUUAUCGCCUUAGAGAGCACCUUUCCGAUUCCGAUCUUUCGACCAAUAAGAAUAGCAAAACAUGGGCCCUUAGCGAAUCAAAAUACCUUUACGGUAGGGAAUCUGUAGAAAGGGGUAAAGGAAUUACGCAGAAUUCAAAGAGCAUGCAAGUUUCUCAAAAUAGUAUAGACGGAUCGUAUGACAUAGUAACUAAGACUAAGACGAGCGGAUAUCAUUCCGACAGUUUUACAUACCUUCCGCCACCGCCUCCGCCUUCUAUACCUAUAUUGCCCCCAUCUCUUCCACCUACAUCCCCCCUCACCCUGAAGCCCAGUAAAAAUAGUUUCGAAAUAGGUACUAAAAAAUACCACGAGGACGGAUAUGAAUUAAUUAUAACAAACGCCGACCUUGAAGGGUAUAUUACUAACUCCAUUGCUCCCAAUAAAACUUCCGCUCAUUCCCUUCCAAAAUCGUCUGCUAUUACUGCGUCUCAAUGUUUGGCCGAUUUUAGCGCCUCUCAAAAGGCUGCUUUUAUCGAUCGAAAAUUAUCACCGCUUUACCAGCCUAUGGAAGACCAUUAUUUUGAUAGCGAUAAAACUCCGGACGGCUAUUACUCAAUCGAUAUAAAAAAAUCGGCCGUUAAAUUUUUUUCUCCCGUCACGAUGUUCUCACCGCCUAACUCUCCAGUCAAGCAGGGUAGCAAGCCCACCGGGGUCCUACUUUCAUUAUAUGACCACACGGAGAAACAUGGGUGCGAUUGUUGCUUGAAAUAUCCGGAAAUUAGAAAAAUCUUAAAUUUGAGUUAUUUUGAGCAACCUAGCGAUACCGAAUGUAUGAAUCGUAUGAUAUUAGAUCAAAAGAAGGAAAAAAAAGAAAACGAAACUUCUAGAUUAAAUGCUACACUUAACGAUACCAAGCGAGGAAGCAAAAUCAGAAGAUACAGCGAUAUAGUGGAAGAUAUAUUAGCACGACACAUCAAAAAUAGGCAUAAAAGUGGAUAAAUCGAAGAUUUUAAUGUUUAUAUUCUUUAAAUUAUUUCCAAUAUUUUUUUUUAUAUAAACCUAAUUUUAUUAAAGAAUAUCUAAUCAUACUAACAUCUAUAUUAUAGUAGCCAACAAAAUGCAAUAUAUUUAUAAUUUAUUAAAUAUAAAUACUAUUUAUGAAUUCCAGUCCAAGA